Molecule: messenger RNA, 4377 nt
Organism: Phyllostomus discolor (pale spear-nosed bat)
Lineage: Eukaryota; Metazoa; Chordata; Mammalia; Chiroptera; Phyllostomidae
Gene: KCNB1
Product: potassium voltage-gated channel subfamily B member 1
Exons: 3
Coding region: 896-3472 (858 amino acids)
Biological process (GO): protein homooligomerization; potassium ion transmembrane transport
Cellular component (GO): membrane; voltage-gated potassium channel complex
Molecular function (GO): delayed rectifier potassium channel activity; protein binding
Source: RefSeq, a predicted model, not a curated record
GCACAUGGCCCUGGGACAUCAUCCUUUGCCUUUGUUUUCGCUGUGUCUCCAGCCAGCUCCAAGAGCUGCCCAGGUGCCCAGCGUUUGGGUUCGGUUCACAGUGGAAUCUCAGACGCUUUUCCUAGUGUCUUGCACACAGUAGGCACUCACCUCACGCUGUUGAUGGGACUAAGGAAGGCGGGAUUGCCAGGAAAGCAGUGGAGGUAACCCAGGUGGAAAGGUUAGGGACUGCCAGGCUCCUCCUCGCCCAAGCCUCCAGCCCGCCCCCAAGCUCGGCAGCCUGCCAGGCCGGGCAGGCAGGAGUUAAGCGACGCGCACGCUUGCUACCCGCAGGUGGCGCCGUCCCGCCUCGGUGCUGGACUCCGGGCGCUCUGAAGUGCGGGACAGAAUCGCAGUGAACGCGGAGCCGAAGCUCAGCCCCGACUUGUUGAUCUCGCCCAAGCAGCCGCUGCCUCCGCCACCGCCGCCGGAGCCGGAGGAGGAGGUGGAGCAGGAGUCGCCUCCCGAACGCGGUCCUGCCACCCGCGCCCGCAACGUCCGCCUGCGCCCCCAGCCUCGGAGAGCGCGUCCGGCUUCGCAGCGCCUGCAGCCCCGGCUUGGCGUUUGCCCGGCCGGCCGGCGUAGGCCGGGCCCGGCCGGGCCCCGGGUCCGCCGCUGCCCGCGGGCCGGGGUGCUCCGGCGGCCGGGGCGAUGCGCGGUCCCUGGCCCCGGGAGGCGGCCGCCCUGAGGCCGUCGGGAUGGAGGUGAGAAGACGGCCAUAACGCGCGCCCGCGUGGCCCCCUGCACCCCCGACAGCCCACAGCGCUCCCUGCCCCCCUCCCCCACGGCGGCCGGCCUUGCCGUCCAGUGACUGCGGCCUGGGGGGGCAGGGGGGGAGGGGGCGGCCGGACCAGAGAUGCCGGCGGGCAUGACGAAGCAUGGCUCCCGCUCCACCAGCUCGCUGCCGCCGGAGCCCAUGGAGAUCGUGCGCAGCAAGGCGUGCUCCAGGCGCGUCCGCCUCAACGUUGGGGGCCUGGCGCACGAGGUACUCUGGCGCACCCUGGACCGCCUGCCCCGCACGCGGCUGGGCAAGCUCCGUGACUGCAACACGCACGACUCGCUGCUCGAAGUGUGCGACGACUACAGCCUCGACGACAACGAGUACUUCUUCGACCGCCACCCGGGCGCCUUCACCUCCAUCCUCAACUUCUACCGCACCGGGCGGCUGCACAUGAUGGAGGAGAUGUGCGCGCUCAGCUUCAGCCAAGAGCUGGACUACUGGGGCAUCGACGAAAUCUACCUGGAGUCCUGCUGCCAGGCGCGCUACCACCAGAAAAAGGAGCAGAUGAACGAGGAGCUCAAGCGUGAGGCCGAGACCCUGCGCGAGCGGGAGGGCGAGGAGUUUGACAACACGUGCUGCGCGGAGAAGAGGAAAAAGCUCUGGGACCUCCUGGAGAAGCCCAAUUCCUCUGUGGCUGCCAAGAUCCUCGCCAUCAUUUCCAUCAUGUUCAUCGUCCUCUCCACCAUCGCCCUGUCACUCAACACGCUGCCCGAGCUCCAGAGCCUUGACGAGUUCGGCCAGACCACGGACAACCCCCAGCUGGCCCACGUGGAGGCCGUGUGCAUUGCGUGGUUCACCAUGGAGUACCUGCUGCGGUUCCUGUCCUCACCCAAGAAGUGGAAGUUCUUCAAGGGCCCGCUCAAUGCCAUCGACUUGCUGGCCAUCCUGCCGUACUACGUCACCAUCUUCCUCACCGAGUCCAACAAGAGCGUGCUGCAGUUCCAGAACGUGCGCCGCGUGGUCCAGAUCUUCCGCAUCAUGCGCAUCCUCCGCAUCCUGAAGCUCGCACGCCACUCCACUGGCCUCCAGUCCCUGGGCUUCACCCUGCGGCGGAGCUACAAUGAGUUGGGCUUGCUCAUCCUCUUCCUCGCCAUGGGCAUCAUGAUCUUCUCCAGCCUUGUCUUCUUUGCGGAGAAGGAUGAAGAGGACACCAAGUUCAAAAGCAUCCCAGCCUCUUUCUGGUGGGCUACCAUUACCAUGACCACUGUUGGGUAUGGAGACAUCUACCCCAAGACUCUGCUGGGGAAAAUCGUGGGGGGGCUCUGCUGCAUUGCGGGGGUCCUGGUGAUUGCUCUUCCCAUCCCCAUCAUUGUCAACAACUUCUCUGAGUUCUACAAGGAGCAGAAGAGGCAGGAGAAAGCAAUCAAGCGGAGAGAGGCUCUGGAGAGAGCCAAGAGGAACGGCAGCAUUGUGUCCAUGAACAUGAAAGAUGCUUUCGCCCGGAGCAUCGAGAUGAUGGACAUCGUGGUGGAGAAAAAUGGAGAGAAUAUGGGUAAGAAGGAAAAAGUACAAGAUAACCACUUGUCCCCCAACAAAUGGAAAUGGACAAAGAGGACACUCUCCGAAACCAGCUCGAGUAAGUCCUUUGAAACCAAGGAGCAGGGGUCCCCUGAAAAGGCCAGGUCAUCUUCCAGCCCUCAGCAUCUGAACGUCCAGCAGUUGGAAGACAUGUACAAUAAGAUGGCCAAGGCCCAGAGCCAGCCCAUCCUCAAUACCAAGGAGCUGGCAACCCAGAGCAAACCAAAGGAAGAACUUGAGAUGGAGAGUAUCCCCAGCCCCGUGGCCCCUCUGCCCACCCGUACGGAAGGGGUCAUAGACAUGAGAAGCAUGUCGAGCAUCGAUAGCUUCAUUAGCUGUGCCACAGACUUUCCUGAAGCCACCAGGUUCUCCCACAGCCCUCUGGCGUCGCUCCCCAGCAAGACCGGGGGCAGCAUGGCCCCAGAGACGGGCUGGCGGGGAGCGCUGGGCACCAGUGGUGGUAGGUUUGUUGAGGCCAACCCCACCCCCGAGGCCAGCCAUCACUCUGCUUUCCUCAUCGAGAGCCCCAAGAGUUCCAUGAAGACCAACAACCCCCUGAAGCUCCGAGCACUUAAAGUCAACUUCCUGGAGGGCGAAUCCGGUCCGUUACUCCCCGUUCUGGGGAUGUACCACGACCCUCUCAGGAACCGGGGCGGUGCUGCAGCUGCUGUCGCUGGACUGGAGUGUGCCACACUCUUGGACACAUCUGUGCUGAGCCCGGAGUCCUCCGUCUACACCACAGCCAGUGCUAGGACACCCCCCCGGUCCCCCGAGAAACCCGCAGCAAUAGCAUUCAACUUCGAAGCAGGUGUCCACCAGUACAUCGAUGCAGACACAGAUGACGAGGGACAGGUACUGUACAGUGUGGACUCCAGCCCUCCCAAAAGCCUGCACGGGAGCACCAGUCCCAAGUUCGGUGUCGGGGCAAGAUCAGAAAAGAACCACUUUGAAAGUUCCCCCUUAGCCACCUCCCCGAAGUUCUUGAGGCAGAACUGUAUUUACUCUGCGGAAACAUUGACUGGAAAAGCCCCCGCUGGUCAGGAGAAGUGCAGGCUUGAGAACCACAUCUCCCCCGAGGUCCGGGUGUUGCCGGGGGGAGGGGCCCAUGGGAGCACGCGGGAUCCGACCAUCUGAACCACCCCACCCGGAGGACAGACUUGUGGCCAGGUCCAACGAGGCGCACCGCUCAGCUCACCUGCCACAGGGCCUUUCUGCACGAACUCUGAAACGGAAAGGCUCUGCAAAGCCCCCAGAAAGGAGAAAGACUCUAGAGAAAGCUCCCUAAGACCUUGAGAGCCACGGUCGGUCCACCGGAACGCCGCUGGCCAAGCCAUAGGACCUGGCGCCUCCUUGGGACACCCCCACUGCCCUCUCUGGGAGGCGACACGAGCAGGGCUCUCAGCCACCACUACCACAUUGUAGCCGUAACCAAGGCCGCCUGCUCCCCGUCCUUCUCUCACGGCCCUCCAUCACCGCUGCCGAAGGCAACCUCUCCGAUCCCUCCUGGCCUCGGCUGGAGAAGGGUACUGGAACGCGUGGCUGGUAUUGAAAAAGUGGGUUGACCCGUUUGCUCUGGGUGUUGCCUGGCCACCUCUGGGAACUCCUGUCCAUCACCUCCUGGAUGGAUCCCACUGUCGGAAGGCUCCGGGGGAAGGCUUGUGUCAUGGAGAAAUUCCUGCACUGUAAGCCACGAUCCCAGUGCAAAACCCUUACUCAAACGGCUUCAUGGACUUCACUGUUUCGUAGUACCUGAGAUUUUAUUUUGAGAUAUCAUCGGGGUGAGUUGUACCACUUGUACUCAAUUCUCAUUGCCCCCUGGCCAUCUGGGAAGGGUUCAGAAGGCGGGCACUCAGCCAACAGUGCGAAUGCUGAGCAUCGCUUUAGGGUUAUUGAGUGAAUACAUUUCCUGUGCAUCACUGGUGUAGACUCAAAAGAUAUGCAAGUGUCAAAUAUGCAAAAGAAAUAGCUUAUUCAAAAAGACUGUAUGUUCCUGAAGAACAGAAUAAGAUCUGACUUUUUUUACCUACCAAAACGAAAGG